Molecule: messenger RNA, 1644 nt
Organism: Penicillium coprophilum
Lineage: Eukaryota; Fungi; Ascomycota; Eurotiomycetes; Eurotiales; Aspergillaceae
Product: MFS transporter
Exons: 1
Coding region: 1-1644 (547 amino acids)
Biological process (GO): transmembrane transport
Molecular function (GO): transmembrane transporter activity
Source: RefSeq, a predicted model, not a curated record
AUGAAGGCAAAUAAAAACCCUCAGCCCGUAUCGGCUUCCCAUAAUGAAAAUGUUCCCUCAUUUCACACUACCCAAGCCCACGAGGCACGCACGACGAAGGGUCUAAUCGUCGGAGGAAAAUACCGGGACGAACUUUCAGAAGAGCAGACCCAGCACUACGACAGCAGCUUAUUACAAGAGGUCGACGUCGAUCUUCCCCUUACAGCUACAAAGCCCAAGCAGCACGAUGGGCAAGAAUUCAUCGUGCUUGACUUCGUGGAUGGUGAUAAGGAGAACCCAUUCAAUUGGAGUUCAAGUCGAAAGGCCUUCAUCAGUGCUCUUCUUUGCCUCAUGACACUUUUCAUUGGUCUCGCUACAACAGCGUAUAGUUCCGGAAUUUCACGCAUGGCAGCAGAUCUUGGAACAUCAGAGGAAAUCGGAAAACUUGGUCUCUUCACCUUCAACUUUACGUGUGCACUUGCUCCCCUGUUCCUUGCUCCAUUCUGCGAGCUGGCCGGUCGGCGAGUAAUUUAUGUCGGUGCCUACGUCUGCUUCUGUCUUAUGUUUAUUGGCCUCGCGUUAGGCAAGAACAUUGCCACAAUUCUCGUCUGUCGUGCCCUGCUUGGUCUUUUUGGUUGUGUUGGCACAAUUCUUGUCGGUGGUACCUUUGGAGAUAUGUAUACACCAGAGCAUCGUGCUAUCCCUAUGGCCUGCUUCGCCUUUAUCGCCAUCCUCGGUACAGUUGGUGCCCCAAUCUACGCCGGCUUCAUUGACCAGGCUCUCGGCUGGCGCUGGCUCGAGGGUAUCCAGGGUCUAGCAAAUAUUCCCCUUGGUAUUGUUAUUGCAAUUUGCCUACCCGAAACGCGCGGCAGUGUGUGUCUUAGCAAGCGCGCGAAGAAAAUCCGCCAGUCCACCGGCGACGACCGCUUCGUGACCCACAACGAUAUCGAAGCCCCCGGCCUCAAACACAUGUUGCACAACUCCUCUGUCAAGGCCGUGAAAAUGCUCUUCACCGAGCCCGUGGUCUUCGCCUUCGGUCUCUGGAUCAGCUUUGCCUGGUUCCUGACCUUCCUUUUCCUAUCCGUAAUCCCAAUUACCUUCCAGGAGAAGCGUGGCUGGAAUGAAGGAGUCUCAGGGCUUCCUUACAUAUCCCUCUGCCUCGGAACCACCCUUGGCUUCGGUCUCAACUUCCUGCAAAUCCGGAAAUACAAAUCCCUUACCUCCGACCCAAACACUGAGAUCGCACCUGAAGCUCGGUUGUACGGUGCUCUAUGCGGAGCCGUCUGGCUUCCGGUCGGAUUGUUCAUCUACAGCUUCACCCAAUACGAGGGUCUCCCUUGGAUCGGCCCAGUCAUCGGACUGGCCCUCAUCACCAUCGGUAUCUUCUUCAUCUUCGAGUCCUGCUACAGUUACACUGCCGAUUGCUACGGAGAACACUCUUCCUCUGCGAUUGCCGGUCAGGGUUUCAUGCGAAACACACUCGGUGCUGUGUCGCCACUAUUUGCUUCCCAGUUCUUCCACAACAUGGGGAGUCAAUAUGCUGGAUUGCUAUUGGCAUUAGUGGCAACCAUCUUGACAUUUAUUCCGUUCAUUCUGUUCAAGUUUGGUCCUGCACUGCGUGCACGCUCUAAGCUUGCCUCUGCCACUGUGAACGGCACGGACUAA